AUGACGUCCAUGGAGGGUCUUGAAAGAACCUGCCUCGUGAGUGACAGAGACAACAAGAAGUACUCCUUAGCAAUGAGCAGCACACGUCUACUGCAGAAUAAUGCAAGCAAAGAGAACCACAGCAAGGAACUGGUGGUUUCUGGGUCUUCUUCUUCGCACCACUGCCAUGACCACACGGCAACCCAAGAGAGCAGGAAGAGGGAGCGGCAGCAGGCCAACCGCAAGCUCUACAUGGCGUCUGCGAUGUGCUUCAUCUUCAUGGUUGCAGAAGUCAUAGGUGGCCGAAUUGCGGGAAGCCUUGCCGUGAUGAUGGACGCAGCCCACAUGUCGGUUGACUUGAUGAGUUUCCUGAUCAGCCUCUUCUCUCUUUGGCUGACGUCAAAAUAUCCCAGCAAGAGAUUAACAUACGGAUGGCACAGAGCAGAAAUCAUCGGCGCCUUCCUGUCAAUUAUUAUCAUUUGGGCAGUGACUGGUGGGUUGACGUAUUCAGCUGUCCUAAGGCUGCUGCAUCCACAUUAUGAAAUUCAAGGCACAGUAAUGCUCAUCACGUCUGGCUUUGCCGUCAUAGCCAAUAUGAUAUUAAGUCUGAUGUUGUACCAGACGGGACAUCGAAAAGUUCACGAUGGUCAUCACGCCACCUGUCACAUAUCACAAAACAAGCCGGCUUCAGGGAAUGCCAGUGUAAGGGCAGCUUUUGUCCAUGCUGUUGGAGAUCUGAUUCAGAGCAUUAGUGUGCUAAUUAGUGCACUCAUCAUAUUCAUUGAGCCAGAAUACAAAAUGGCUGACUCGAUCUGCACAUUUGUGUUCUCCGUAUUUGUUGUGGGAACCACCAUCACCGUUUUGCGGGACAUUUUGGUGGUGUUAAUGGAAGGAACACCAAAGGGACUGAGCUAUGACGGGGUGAAAGAGCAAAUUCUAGCAGUGGACAAAGUGAAAUCUGUCCACAAUCUUCAUGUUUGGUCUCUAACAAUGAACCAGGCUGUUUUAACUGCUCACGUUGUCACAGUGGAUACUGCAGACAAGGAGCAGACUUUGAAAGAAAUGACUGAAGUUCUGUUCGAUGCUUACAAUUUCCACACGGUCACUCUUCAAAUUGAACCCGAAGCAGACCAAAAACCAGACUGCGUUUUCUGCCAGGAUCCAAGAGAUUAA
Messenger RNA from Euleptes europaea (tarantolino), 1152 nucleotides. RefSeq names its product solute carrier family 30 member 8 (gene SLC30A8). Gene Ontology annotation, biological process: response to zinc ion; insulin secretion; response to glucose. The transcript is spliced from 8 exons. The record is from RefSeq and is a predicted model, not a curated record. Gene Ontology annotation, cellular component: plasma membrane. Lineage: Eukaryota; Metazoa; Chordata; Lepidosauria; Squamata; Sphaerodactylidae. Bases 1 to 1152 code for a protein of 383 amino acids. Gene Ontology annotation, molecular function: zinc ion transmembrane transporter activity.